AGUGACACAUUAGUUGUAAAUCAAUGGCCGUGUUAUCAAAAACGGACUAGCAAUAUUUUUAUUUUCAUAAGUUUUAAUUAUGCCUUAUUGGUAUUAUGACAAGAAGGAUCUACAGAAUACGCCGUCAUUCCGCGAUGGAAUCGCAAACGAAACAGAGAACCGAUACAGAAAGGAGGGCGCGAGAUUUAUCAUCGACACUGGUUCGAAGAUGGACUUAGGUUAUAACACAGUCGCCACUGGAGUUGUUUAUUUUCAUCGUUUUUACAUGUUCCACUCGUUCAGAACAUUCCCAAGGUAUAUCACAGCGUGCUGCUGCCUUUUUUUGGCGGGAAAAGUCGAGGAGACACCAAAAAAGUGUAAAGAUAUAAUAAAAGUCGCCAAAUCUCUGUUGACCGAACAGAAGUUUGGUUCGUUCGGCGAGGAUCCCAAAGAAGAAGUGAUGACGCUGGAAAGAAUCCUGCUGCAGACGAUAAAGUUUGAUCUGCAGGUGGAGCACCCAUAUGGGUACCUGCUGAAGUAUGCCAAGUGCCUGAAGGGUGACAAAGCCAAGUUACAGAAGAUGGUACAAAUGGCGUGGACUUUCGUCAACGACAGCCUGUGUACAACGUUGUGCUUACAAUGGGAGCCGGAGGUGAUAGCUGUGGCCCUGAUGUUCCUCGCGGGGAAGCUCAGCAAGUUCGAGGUGAUGGACUGGAACGGCCGGACACCGAAGCACACGGCCUGGUGGGACAUGUUCGUUGAGGAUAUCACCAUGGACCUCCUUGAGGAUAUUUGCCAUCAGGUGCUGGACCUGUACUCGCCGCAGAAGCAGGCGACCGGGGGGGAUUCCCCCCCGGCGCCCACGACCCCCGCGCCGCUCCUCACCCCGCAGAAGCCAAAAAACGACAAGAAGCCCUCCGUUACACCGCCCACUUCCGUGUCACCUAUCGCCGUUACCGCUAAGCCCGUGGUCUCCGCCCCCCUCAAAAACGGGGGGGACCUCAAGCCGGAGCCGCCCAAAGUUGACAUGCGGUUCACGUACCCCGCAUUCACGCCGGUGCCCCCCUACCCCCCCGUGUACUCGGCCCCCCCGCCGGGCAUCCCGCGCCUGCCGCUGGUGGGUCCGCCGCCCCCCCUGCACUACUCGGAGCCGCCGCCGGCGCCAGCGCGCUUCCCCCCCGUCAACGUGCCCCCUCCGAACUACUACUCCCCCCUGCCGACGAGAGGGCCGAUGCCCCCUCGUCCGCCCCCGCGCCCCUACUACCCGCCCUCGUAACGGAGAGCUAGAAAACCAUAGGGUAUAUAAAUUUUUUACUGAAAUACAAUUAAUGAAAUCCUUA
Aricia agestis (brown argus) is the source of this 1319-nucleotide messenger RNA. Its product is annotated as cyclin-K. Lineage: Eukaryota; Metazoa; Arthropoda; Insecta; Lepidoptera; Lycaenidae. Gene Ontology annotation, biological process: regulation of transcription by RNA polymerase II; positive regulation of DNA-templated transcription, elongation. Bases 80 to 1255 code for a protein of 391 amino acids. Gene Ontology annotation, molecular function: cyclin-dependent protein serine/threonine kinase activator activity. Gene Ontology annotation, cellular component: nucleus; cyclin/CDK positive transcription elongation factor complex. The record is from RefSeq and is a predicted model, not a curated record. The transcript has 3 exons.